Messenger RNA from Helobdella robusta, 2271 nucleotides. RefSeq lists its product as hypothetical. The record is from RefSeq and is a predicted model, not a curated record. Gene Ontology annotation, biological process: mitochondrial transcription. Gene Ontology annotation, cellular component: mitochondrial DNA-directed RNA polymerase complex. Gene Ontology annotation, molecular function: mitochondrial promoter sequence-specific DNA binding; DNA-directed RNA polymerase activity. Bases 28 to 1989 code for a protein of 653 amino acids. NCBI's taxonomy places the organism in Eukaryota, Metazoa, Annelida, Clitellata, Rhynchobdellida, Glossiphoniidae. The transcript has 19 exons.
CUUGGAAAGUUCCUCUAUAAUAUUAUAAUGUCCGAAGUUAAAAUUAAGAAAAAACAUUCGUCAUCAUCAACGUCAUCAUCAACAUCUUCAUCAACCAACACACCGGCCUUCUACACAGUUCAUAGAGUUAGAAAUAACAAUCCAUCUGAAGAGAUCGUGCCCCACCCCUUCCUUGUUAGACUUUAUGAGGAUGCCCACCUAUCACAGUUGACUUUUGAGUCAUGGGAACUGCCAUUGGUUCUUCCUCCAGUUCCUUGGACCAAUCACAAUCACGGAGGUCAUUUGCUUAAUUCAAUUGACUUGAUACGUAAUCCAUCAUCUGCUCAUGGUCAGUUGGAUUGGAUCAAGAGACUUCCUCCCUCUUCUGUAUACCCUAUUUAUGAUGGCCUCAACGUGGUCAGUGCCUGUCCAUGGAAGAUUAAUAAAGAGAUAUUAGAUUUGGUCAUCACGGUUUUCAAUAACGGUGGCAACAUGAAGCUUGAUGUACCUGAGCGACACAACAAAAAUCAACGCGUCAUUAAAAUUAAGGAUGGUAUGUCUGCAGAGGAGAAGUUGAAUGCGGUACGUCACAACAAAUUGUUGGCCAAGGAGAGCAAGGAGAUGUACAGUUUGUGGUGCACGGAACUUUACAGACUCUCCAUUGCUAACAAGUUUCGUGAUGAAACAAUCUGGUUCCCUCACAAUGUAGACUUCAGAGGUCGCACCUACCCCUCACCUCCACAUUUCAACCAUCUUGGAAAUGAUCUCGCUCGAAGUCUGCUCACAUUUGGCAUUGGUCAGCCAUUGGGUGCAAAUGGACUGGACUGGCUUAAAAUUCAUCUUGUUAAUCUCACUGGAUUUCUCAAAAGGAAGUCAAAUUCCGAUAGACUGGCAUACGCAAACAGUGUGAUGCACCUUGUGGAGGAAUCUGCCGAUAUGCCUUUUGAAGGGAGUAAGUGGUGGCAGACAGCAGACAAACCCUGGCAGACCCUGGCAUGUUGUAAAGAAAUUAUGAAGGCCAUCAGGUCGGCCAACCAUGAGGAAUACAUCAGCUGUCUGCCCGUCCAUCAAGACGGAUCAUGCAAUGGUUUGCAGCACUAUGCAGCACUAGGAAGAGAUGAGGCCGGUGCCAGGUCUGUCAGUCUGGUCCCCUCAUCUGCACCGCAAGAUGUCUACUCGGAUAUCGUUGAGUUGAUUGAACAGAACCGCAGAGCUGAUGCUUCAAAGGGUGUUGAGAUUGCUUCUUCCUUGGAUGGAUUCGUUCGAAGACAGAUUGUGAAGCAGUCAAUAAUGACAACGGUGUACGGUGUGACCAAAUACGGAGCACGCAAGCAGAUAGGAGGACAGCUGAAAGAUAUUGAGGAGUUUCCAUCUGAAUUGAAGUUUGCUGCCAGGGGCUACCUCACUGACCAGACCUUCCAAAGUCUCAAAAAAUUAUUCCACUCAUCAGAGGAGAUUCAGGAAUGGUUUGGAAUAUGUUCUGAUUUAAUCACAUCUAUUAGAAUGGACAAAGUUUCGUGGAUCACUCCUAUUGGCUGGCCUGUCAUUCAGCCUUACAGCAAGCCGAUCAGAAUCAAGCAGGCGACAUCAACUAACGCCAUUGCACCAUAUAUCAAUUACGAAAAACCGAACUCCAUGAAGCAGAAGAAUGCGUUUGCGCCUAAUUUCAUUCACUCACUUGAUUCAACUCACAUGUUCCUCACGGCCAUCCACUGUUUCAAAGCUGGUGUUCUCUACGCCUCAGUACAUGACUGCUUCUGGACGCACGCAUGCCAGGUCGCCGAGAUGAACAAGAUAUGUAGAGAGCAGUUCGUUGCUCUGCACAGUGAUCCCAUCCUUGAAAACCUGUCGGAACACUUCAUCAACCGAUUUGGAUACUCUGAUGACGAGUUACAAAAAGAUUCUUUGUUAGAAGCGAAGUUGAAAGUUAACGAACUUUUUAGGAGAAUUCCAAAGAAAGGAUCUUUUGACAUAAAACAAAUUUUGGAUUCAACAUAUUUCUUCAGCUAAUGGUGUGAAUCAGCUUAAUUCCUUUUACAUACAUUUCUUGUAAUAAUUUAAACAUAUGAAUAUAUUAAUAAAUAAAUGAAAACUGCAAUAUUUUUACGACUUAUAUUAUAUCAACUUUUAGUUGUUUUAAUGUAGGAACGCUCUUCACGAGUUUUUGUCAUUUCUAUUAGGACGUUGUGAAUUUUAGAUCACUGCUAAACAAAGGGUAAGACUUGACCCUUUUAAAACUGUGCUGUCGUUUAAACGUUCUUUAAUAUACCACCAAUUUUGUUGCGAUGUUAA